This is a messenger RNA of Xylona heveae TC161, 582 nucleotides long. RefSeq lists its product as hypothetical. The record is from RefSeq and is a predicted model, not a curated record. The transcript has 3 exons. Lineage: Eukaryota; Fungi; Ascomycota; Xylonomycetes; Xylonales; Xylonaceae. The coding region runs from base 1 to 582 and encodes 193 amino acids.
AUGCGCGGCCCUAAUUAUGGUGCUCUGGGUAUGACCUUCACCCUGGUGCGCGGUCUUCAGGCUGUCGCACUCAUUGCCAUCAUUGGCAUGACUGCGAAUUUUAUCUCGGAGAUGGUGUCUAGCAAUACGGCGCCGCCAUCAGUUCUAGUUGGGACUCUUGUAAUUACUUGCAUCGCCGUCCUUUACUGUGCCAUAACCUAUAUCCUCUACUUUGACAUCAUUUUGCCAUUUUUGCUCAACGCGAUCAUGGACAGCUCCUUGCUUAUCGCCGUCAUUGUGGUUGCUGUGACCGUUGGAAAACCACUUUCUUACUUGAACUGCCAAGCAAUCACCAAGACCUCAAAUGAUGGCAGUAGUGCUUAUGCAUUCACGGAGUCACUGGGGAGCAGUCUCGACAAGGAUGGAGGAAAGGUCAAUUACAGCCAGUGGGCUGGCGCCACAAAGGUUAAUUGCUAUGAGAUGAAGAGUAUCUGGGGCAUGAGCAUUGCACUUUGCAUUUUAUUCGCAUUCUCCGCCAUCUGCAGUCUUUGUCUCUGGCGCCGUACUAAGAAUAGCGCGCCCAAAUCUGUGGAAGAAGCCUAA